Molecule: messenger RNA, 684 nt
Organism: Agrilus planipennis (emerald ash borer)
Lineage: Eukaryota; Metazoa; Arthropoda; Insecta; Coleoptera; Buprestidae
Product: chitinase-3-like protein 2
Exons: 4
Biological process (GO): chitin catabolic process; carbohydrate metabolic process
Cellular component (GO): extracellular region
Molecular function (GO): chitin binding; chitinase activity
Source: RefSeq, a predicted model, not a curated record
AUGCAACUUUUACAAGAAAUCCGCAGAAAUAUUAAUAAACAAGAAAAACACAAGUAUCUACUGAGUGUUGCAGUUGCUGCACCGACUUUUCUAGUAGAUACAUCUUAUGAUGUUGCUCGAAUGAAUGAAUAUGUUGAUUACGUAAAUUUGAUGUCUUAUGAUUACCAUUUUUACACCAAAUCUACUCCAUUUACUGGUAUAAAUGCCCCAUUAUACGCAUCCCCUAAUCAAAUAGGAUAUUUUGCCACUUUGAAUAUUAACUACUCUGCAUAUUACUGGCAUUUCAAUGGAAUGGAAAAAAAUAAAAUAAUUAUCGGAUUACCCACAUAUGGUCAUAGUUACACUUUGAUGAAUAAUCAGAACACAGUAAUAGGCGCGCCCGCGAUAGGAUAUGGGCGUCUUGGAAUCCUUGGGUUUGUGGAUUAUAAGCAAAUGUGCACAUUUGUCACAGAAAAUAAAAUAAAACCUUUUUUUGAUAUGGACAGCAAAAGCCCCUAUGCUGUUAAAUAUUCGGAAUGGGUAUCUUAUGAUGAUACAGUGAGUUUAACGUUUAAGACUGAGUUUAUAAAAAAUAAUGAUUUUGGUGGAGCAAUGAUAUUUUCCUUAAAUAUGGAUGACCAUGUGGGUGUUUGCAAAAAAGAUCUUCCAAAGGGCACUCCCAAAAGGUUUCCUCUUACCAAGAAU